ACCUAUAGCUCAGCUCUCCAGCAGACACGGCCUCAGAUCCCAGCAGCAGCCCUGAACGCUGGACCACAAACCCCAGGAGCAGUAGACUGACAUCUGGUUGACGGCAAGCUCAGAAGCUCUGUGAGGUACAGAGGACACAGCCAUGUCUCACGGGUUUGAUAAGGAGCAGGUGGACGAGUUCCAUGCAGCCUUUGAUAGAUUUGACAAGAACAAGGACGGCCACAUCAGUGUCCAGGAACUGGGUGAUGUGAUGAAGCAGCUGGGUAAGAACCUCUCAGAGGAAGAACUGAAGGCGCUCAUCUCCAAGGUGGACACAGACCAAGAUGGCACCAUCAGCUUUGACGAAUUCUUGGCAGCCAUGGCCAAGUACAAGAGAGGGAGCACUGAGCAGGAGCUGCGGGCUGUGUUCAGUGUCUUUGACCAGAAUGGUGAUGGCCACAUCACUGUGGAGGAGCUCAAGCAGGCCAUGGAUCAGCUGGGCGAGAAGCUUUCACAGGAGGAGCUGGAUGCCAUGAUCCGUGAGGCUGAUGCGGACCAGGAUGGGAGGGUGAACUAUGAUGAGUUUGUGCGCAUCUUCCUUGAGAAGUGAGACUGCCAGGCUGCAAGCUCCUCCCGGUCUCUAUCUGCCUGACUCAGGCCCGACAGGCACUGUUGUGCCUUUCUUUCAGGGCUCCGCUUCUGUGUUGGGGUUAUAAAGGAAAAGUCUGUGUUGGUGUAUGGGAAACUACCUCAUGAAUGAGGAAGACUUUACUGGUCCUGGAUGCUGUGCCAUCCGGGGCUGCCAACUAGUCCUCCUCUCUGCCUGCUGAGACUCUGGGCAAAGGAUAGUCUCCUUGGGCUGGUCCCUCCUCUUCCUCCUGCUGUGGAUUGGGUGCUUCUUACCUCUCAGGGCUCUCAUAAUGGUUUAAAUAAAAGGAAUGCAA
Messenger RNA from Peromyscus maniculatus bairdii (prairie deer mouse), 923 nucleotides. RefSeq lists its product as uncharacterized. The record is from RefSeq and is a predicted model, not a curated record. Gene Ontology annotation, cellular component: myosin II complex. Gene Ontology annotation, molecular function: calcium ion binding. Lineage: Eukaryota; Metazoa; Chordata; Mammalia; Rodentia; Cricetidae.